Malaclemys terrapin pileata is the source of this 4674-nucleotide messenger RNA. RefSeq lists its product as uncharacterized. The record is from RefSeq and is a predicted model, not a curated record. Bases 3439 to 4674 code for a protein of 411 amino acids. The transcript has 3 exons. NCBI's taxonomy places the organism in Eukaryota, Metazoa, Chordata, Testudines, Emydidae.
UAUUGUGGGACGGGCAGAGAAAAAUAUUCAACAAGCCCUUUUUGGGGGAGAAAAUCUUGUGACUAGCUACAGAUAUCUGUGUCGUGUGGUCCGGGAAGGACUCAAAGGUUCACAAUACAAUUUUCGAAGGGUCUGAAAUUAUUCUAGGGAAAAUGCUCCGUUAGCCAGGGUUACUAGGGCCAGGAUUUCCAAGGCAGUUUCAGUGGCAUGGGCAGGACUGGAGAAGUGUGUUUGUGGGGGGCAAGGCUGGCCCAGCCCCCCAUUGGGGAGAUGUGGCCGGGCCAGAUGUGUCAGGUGACAGCCUGCCACAUGGGGUCCUAACGCUACAGAAAUGUGGCUCCCUCUGAAGAGGCUCUGUCAUUAUGACACCCAGCUCUGGUCAAUAGCUAAUGGGGUCCCCCUCUUGUACCCCGCCGAGUGCAGGUCAUGAACAGUGGGGGGAAUGAUCCUUUGGGCUCCAGUCUCCAGAGCCCCUGCUAAUCCCCUUAGUCCAUGAGUAUCCAUGUAGGUACCUACGUACAUCUUCAUCUGGGUGGACUCUGCAGGAUGGGAGUGUGAUCUUGUGGGUUACAGCAGGGCUGCUGGGAGCCAGGACUCCUGGGUUCUCUCCCCAGCUCUGGGAGGGGAGUGCAGUCUAGUGUUUCAGAGCAGGGGGAGGGGGGAGAAGCCAGGACUCCUGGGUUCUCUGGGGGUGGAAUGGAGUCUAAUGAACCUUCCUAUCAGCCUGUAUUGGAGCUGCCAAAUUUGCCCCAAGGAGCCAUCCAGGGAAGUAAUUUCUUCACCAGUCCUGAGUUUUUAUGACCUUCCAGGGAACAAAGAAGCAGUGUUUGUCAUCCUGCUGUAGGCCUGAGACCGGAUUAGCGCCCCCUCUCUCCCCAUAUUAAAGCAGCUUUGGGUGAAACUCAGGGAGUUCACCACUAAAAUUAAAAAAAAGAAAAAGAAUGUUCUGCCGCUGCUAAAGCACCCCCACCUCAGGAAUGUCCCUAACGAGAGUUAUAACCACCAAAGUGGUGAAGUAGAGACGCCCAGGCACUGGGAAAUUAGGGCGGAUACAGAAAGAGACUCAACAAAUGGGAAGAUAAGCUCUGACCAGCGUUUUAUGCUGACCCUCUGCACAAAUAGAGAAGGUCACAACUAAGUUACCAUUUGGGCAUGAAAGAGAAAAUGUAAAGAACUUGGGCAGGAAGGAGGACACGUAGGUGCCAGUGCGUAAUUGGUUAAAAUUUGUGUUAUUUAUGGGUGUGAGAUAUUGUGAUAGGUGUAGUACAUUUGAAGGAGGAAAGUAGUUUUAGCUAAAUAAUGUAAAUGAAAAGCAAUGCUCUUCGGGAACCAUUUCCGGACUGCAGUUCAACAUCUGGCUGCUGGAACUCUGUACGACCGUGACAUGAGAGGCCUCGCUGGGAACCCCCAGAUGAACGAAUCCUGAUUGGCCAUUAGCUGAAAUUUGUCUGGAUAUUGUGAGUGGUGCGCGUAAGAGAUUUGCUUGGUAUGUGUGUUCUCUAUGUGUUACUAAUAAAUAGAUGUUUUAGAGCACAAUUGUGUAAAGCAAAAGGUUUUCUGGGAAAAGGUUCUGCAGAUCCAUAGAGCCCUGAGCCCCGAGGGAAAGGGCGGGUACUUAAAUUGACCAGGUUUCUUCCUGAGCUCCAUGGGUAAAAAUAGGUGGCUUACACUUUGAGCUCUCGGUAGGGAAAGAGUGGGGGUGCCUAAAUUGAUUGGAUCACACCUUAAGCCCUCGGUAGGGUACAAGCAGGGUGUCCUAAAUUGACCAGAUCACGCUUGUGGCCUCCGAAGGGUAUGGGUGGGGUGCCCUAAAUUGGGCGGGUAACAGACUGGUGGAGAAUGCGGACAACCUAGGUUAUUUGGGCCGAGCUGAUUGAACCUUAUACAGCAGUUGGACAGAAUAUUUGUGCCCCUUCUCUCAAGAAGGACUGCAGCCUGUUUGAGAGGAUGAACACUCUAAGGAAUAAGGAGAGUGAGAAUCCUACGUUGAAAAGCCUGGAAGGGUGGAAUUGGCAGAGGAACCAACCCUCCUUGCAAAGAGGAUAGUGGACCGAGGUCCAUGCCCAUGGGAAGAUGACCCUUUUCAAGGGAAAAAUGCAUUGGAACAUUCAUGUAAAGGGUUUGAAGCGUAUUGCAAUAAUAUGAAGUCUACCUUAAAUAAAAGGGCUGUGAAAACUGCGGCUGGGUGGGUGCACUGUGGAAAGUGUCUUGCAAUCUCUCAGGGUUAGUAACAUCUCAGGAGAACCAGUUAGGAGACUGUGAGUUGGAAUUGGGUAAAGGAUCCCUUGAAUCAGUAUAAAGCCUCACAAUGUGCCUCUGCAGCGUCCUCCUCUGCAAAGUGCUGCUGCAUUAAAGGAAAAGGGAGGGGAGUCCGGUGGAUAAUGUUAUCAACAGUCCCUGUGUAUGUUGUAUUCUGAUAGUUCAGAGGUGAAAAGGACAUCCUAUCAUGUAAAUGAAUUGUAAAUGUGUGAUAUCUUAGUAUUCAUCUCUCUUUGAAAUGUACUGUGAACGGUGGAGGAAGAAGUAAAUGGCCUUAUAUUAAUUCAUAUAGCUAAGUACUGGUGAUGGAUCUCCUUCAAAAUCAUCCUAAUGACCUUUGGUUCCCUGAGGGAAUCCCAACUUGUCAAAAGACUGGAAAUUGGAUAAAAGAUCCUUGGGUCCUGAUUUUCUCAUCUCAGAUCUGCUUAGACGUCUUCAGGGGAAGUUUGAGUCACAAGACUGAGGCCCCAGUUCUGCUGGAACACCCUGAAGAUGAGAUUUGGACAUUAGACUCUCUGUCCGAUCCUUUGGGGUUGGUAGAACCUUUUCUUUUAUAUGAUGAAAUAAGAUUUACAGAAAUUUUCAUCAUAUUUAACGUGGGUACCUGGAUGGAGGCCUGAGGCUGGAUCACUUUAAGGGAACUGUGUUGUUUGGAUUUCUGUGUAACCAGUGAGGUACUACACAAGCUGUUUUAUGCUGGCUUGGUAAAUCUAAGGAUUGGAAUAUCCACCAAUUUUAUGGGGAUUGUCUGCCCCAUUCUUUGCAGUUCACCCUAACUGAGUGACCACAGCUGGCUCCCCACUAGCACCCCGGUCACGGUUGCGUAGUCGGCAGGAUGCACAUUACCACAGGUUUAUUAGGUUUUUGGAUCAGAACCACGUGCUUUUCAAAAUUUAAUUUUGCUAUUGGAGAGUUUAAGGGUUAAAAAUCAGCUCCAGUGAGUGACCCAUGAUCAAGAUCCUGACCGACAAAGCCUGGAAGAAUUGUGCUCACAGAGGGGUUUGUCUUUUGAGAAAACGGCCCAGGAGCAGGAACUGAAAAAUCUGUUAAUUGCCAGUGAUAAGGAAGAAGAAGCAGCAGAAAUGCUUGCGGUGAGACCCCAGCAGCUAGACUUGAACAACAGCAAAACUAGCUGAUGUGGAAGGAGAAGUUGCUGAGAGGGAACGCCUGUGUUUGAACAUGAGCAGAGACUGGCUGUUUAGGAGGGAAGAUUGGACAGCUGAAUCCGCAGAGCAGGAUGCCGGUUGUGCGGUGAAUCUCUGGAGAAUACCGGGAGAGCAGAUGUUGGACAUCAUCUCGACGCUGGUGAACCUGCUGCAACCGGUGCUUUCAGCGUUGUCGGGGGCUGUGCUGUGGCAGAGCCUGGAGCACUGGUACUUCCUGCUGGGCCUGCGCUUGCUGGCCAUGUACUUUGCCAGUUCAUCAUGGGAGAGUGCACACCAGGAUAUGGCAUGUGCCUGGAGCCCCGGGGAGGAGGCGGAGACCCGGACCUUCUGCACCUCGGUCUGCUACAACCGCCAUUUCCUGGACCCUGUCAGGCCCACCUGGGGCUUCUCCUUCCUCAUUGCCCUGCUCCCCAUCACCAUCAUCAGAAUGCUGUACCCCAAAGAGGAUUAUCAGGGAAAGGGGGGCCAGGAGGUUGCGGUGUCGGCCACAUGCAACAGGGCCACCAAGCACAGGUUGGUGGUAGAAUCGCAUGUGGCUACGAGAGCCAAGCUGGUGGGGGAACCCGACAUGGUCACUAAAUCCAACAUGGCUGCCAUAGUCCGGCCGGUGGGAGACUACAACCUGGCUGCCAACCCCAAGCUGGUUGGUGCGACCAAUGUGGCUGCCAGAUCGAACACGAUUGGCAUCAGUGGUGUGACCAGUUCGCCAGCAGGACUGAAUAUGGCCACCCGGCCGCUCUGGCAUGCUGGAGUCUUCACCGUGUGCAUCGCUGCACUCCUGACUACUGAGAUUGGCUUCCUGUGGGCCUUGCUGGCCCGGCAGUUGCCCACGGUGUCAGGAGUUUUCUUCCGCUGCUUCCCCAGUACCCCGGCCUGUCCCCCUGCCCUCGAGUGCGCCGUGCGGGGCCAGCCCGACAAGCACAUGGCUCUGGUUAUGUUGGCCCUCACGGCCUGCAUCAGCAUCAAGGUCUGCCUAGGCUAUGGGGGCGUGUGGGUAGGCAAGGCCACCUGUUGCCAUGGGAGACAGGAGGGGGAGCAGGCCUUGGAGGUGGGAUGCAUGAGGGAGGGGAGUAUGUGCUGUGAUGGAUGUGAAGAUGGGGAGAUGGGGGAAGGCAGGGUGCUGAGGGGUGACUGGGAGAGUGGGGAGUGGGAUGCCAGGAUGGGGAUGAAUUGGGAAUGGAAGGGCCGGGGAGAGGUGGACAAGGAACUGGAGGUUGAAAGGGGGGAUGAGGAAUGGAGCCAACUGUGA